Molecule: messenger RNA, 885 nt
Organism: Mytilinidion resinicola
Lineage: Eukaryota; Fungi; Ascomycota; Dothideomycetes; Mytilinidiales; Mytilinidiaceae
Exons: 4
Coding region: 1-624 (207 amino acids)
Source: RefSeq, a predicted model, not a curated record
AUGGUGGAGGAGUGCAACCGCCUACGACUCACGAAAGAAGAAGAUCGGCUUCCGGUACUGUCAGGUCUGGCAAAGUCGAACCAGUCCGUGUAUCUCGCGGGUAUCUGGCUUCAACAUUUCCCACACUGCUUGUAUUGGGCGCCUGAUCCAUAUUACACGAGCCACCGAGCCCCGAUUGACUUAGAUGAAGACUUCAAUCGAUCACUUCGCCAAGAAGGCGCUCUUAAUUCAGCGGAGGCGUUGAAUGCGAGAUGCGAAGUACAAGGUGUGAAUCCUCAUGGCCGUGUAAAAAGCGGAUUCUUGGUCAUCAACGGAUGGACAGGUACCGCUGCUGUCAGCAAGAUCCAUCGCCGCCGUAUGGACGCCAGCGGAAUGUCUGGGUUCUCCCAGCUUUCAGGUAUUGAACUCCAAGAAGAUUCCGUCGGACCAUAUCGGGCAUCAGUUCUAGUGUUGAAGGCCAGUGCGACGGUUCCUGGCUCGUAUGAGCGCGUCGGUCUGAUCUUUCCAGCAACUCAGGUGCGGUACAUCAGCAAUGAUGAUGACAAUUAUGAUAUUCUAGUCGGAGAUAUCUUCAAAUCGGCACCGAAUUGGUUUGAUGAGGAAAAGACGGUCCGAAUCAUAUAGAGCAUAUCGCAGAAGGUAGCACCAUUACCCUUACGGUUAUUUAUCUAGACUCGUGAUUAGAUAUUUAUGUAAAAGGCCGGACAGUGAUGACUUUAGAGCUUUGUCUCUGCAGCGAUAGUGUGAUUUUUAUUGAGACCAGUAGAGCAAUGCUUUACUUCUAGAGCUAAGGCUACGUAGUCUCUUUGAUAAACCAGAAUCAGAGCCAUCUUAUGUACGUACUAUUGAGUUCAUAAGGCAAGAACCGUCGAAAAUAAUGCACGC